AUGACGAACCAGGAAGCAGAAAGUGGCAGGAACCAGAGGCCGGGCGUGACCUUCAAAGGUCUGCCGCCAGUCACCUACUUCCAGCGGCGGCAACGUAGCGGACGGCCGCGGCUCUCUCCACCUGUCACCCUGGCCCUUCUCUGCUUGGACGGUGUCUUCCUCUCCUCGGCCGAAAAUGACUUUGUCCAUCAGGUCCAGGAGGAGCUGGACCGCUUCCUGCUGCAGAAGCAGCUGUCCAGGGUCCUUCUUUUCCCCCCCCUCUCCAGUCGCCUGCGGUACCUGAUUCACAGAACAGCGGAGAAUUUUGACCUCUUGAGCAGUUUCUCUGUUGGGGAAGGCUGGAAGAGGAGGACAGUCAUCUGCCACUUGGAUAUCAGGGUGCCCAGUUCAGAUGGCCCUUCUGCUUCUGGUCCCUGCCGCCCUUCUGCUUCUCAUUCCAACAAGUACCGUGGUCCACGAUACAUCUCAAACCAGGGAGCAGCUGCUGGUCCCCGGGGGGCACGGGCCGGCCGAUGGCACCGUGGACGCAAGCCGGACCAGGCUUUGUAUGUGCCCCGGGUGCGACGUAGGCCAGAAGAUUGGGCAGCACCGUCCACCUCGGGGCUGACCUCAGGAGAGGCUCCAGCUGUUGAAGGCUCUGAAGAGCUGGGUGGGUAUGGUGCUGGGGACCCUGACGCUGCUCAGGGGCUCCUGAAAUUGAUAACUCAGGGAACAGAGGACCUGAAGGGCCCAGACACAGCUUGUAAGAAUGAGUCACUGCUGGAGCUGGAUGCCACUGAGCUGUCAGGGCCUGAGGGUCCGUCUGAGAAGGGACAGAUGGUGGAGACAGCCACACAGCCUGAGUCCAGCCUGCAGCUAGCCCUGGAGGAAGGGAAUAUGAGUCAGCUGGAACAGAGCCUGGUCGACCAAGACAAGAUAGAAGGAGAGGAGGAAGAGAAGACGGAGAAGGAGGAAGAGAAGGUGGAGGAGGAAGGAAAGUUGGACAAGGAGGAAAAGAAGACGGAGGAGGAGGAGGAAGAGGACCACAAUGAUGAUCACAGUGAGCUGCUGCAGGAGAUCACAGCCAACCUGACCGAGAAGGACGUUGAGAUAGAGAGGGUCCACCUGGACACGUCCUCCUUCGCCGAGGAGCUGCCUGGGGAGAGGGACUUGGCCCAUGUGGUGGAGAUCUAUGACUUCGAGCCAGCACUCAAGACCGAGGACCUAGUGGCCAACUUCUCUGAGUUCCAAGAGAAGGGGUUCAAGAUCCAAUGGGUGGAUGACACUCAUGCCAUUGGCAUCUUUCCCUGCCAGGCCUCAGCCGCCGAGGCUCUGGCCAAGGAGUUCUCUGUGCUCAAGAUCCGGCCACUCGCGCAGGGCAGCAAGCAGUCCAAGCUCAAAGCCCUGCAGAGACCAAAGCUCCUGCGGCUGAUGAAAGAGAGACCACAGACAGAUUCGGCCGUGGCCCGCAGGCUGGUGGCCCGGGCUCUGGGACUCCAACACAACCGAAAGAAAGAGGUGCCUGUGCCCCAAGUCUCCUGCCACCUUGAGGCCCCGGACCCAACCGAGUAGGCUGGGCUUCUGAUACCGCGGGCCGUUACAGACGCCAGGACCGCUCCUCACCUCUGCUGCAGCUACCCUGUGGGGCAUGGUAGGCUGUAGCUGAUCUAGUCCCUAAAAUUGAGAAAUAAAGAAAAUUUAAAGUUG
Molecule: messenger RNA, 1686 nt
Organism: Jaculus jaculus (lesser Egyptian jerboa)
Lineage: Eukaryota; Metazoa; Chordata; Mammalia; Rodentia; Dipodidae
Gene: R3hcc1
Product: R3H domain and coiled-coil containing 1
Exons: 9
Coding region: 1-1551 (516 amino acids)
Molecular function (GO): nucleic acid binding
Source: RefSeq, a predicted model, not a curated record